Pistacia vera is the source of this 1161-nucleotide messenger RNA. RefSeq lists its product as uncharacterized. The record is from RefSeq and is a predicted model, not a curated record. Bases 1 to 1161 code for a protein of 386 amino acids. The transcript has 5 exons. NCBI's taxonomy places the organism in Eukaryota, Viridiplantae, Streptophyta, Magnoliopsida, Sapindales, Anacardiaceae.
AUGAAUGUGAAGACCAUUUGUGAACAGUGCGGUGAUAGAGGCGUCUCCGUUGCUUUGAUUUAUUGUGAUAAGUGCCAGAUUGCUGCUAUGCAUCGCUAUUGCAUACCUCAAUUACCGGUAACUUUUGAGGAGGAUGUGAUUUGGUAUUGUGUGGAUUGUGAACGAAAGGUUGGAAAACUGCCUUCUGUGGACAAUCUUAACUCUGUUCUGCCCAAGAAAUAUGAUUCCAGAAAUUUAGAAAUUGUUCGUCGAGCUGAAAUUAGUCCCUACCAUCAUCUUGAGGUGCAUUGCAGUGAAAAUCAUGGAGAAGAUACAGAGCAAAAGUUCAGAAGACAGAGAGAACUGGAUCUUGGCAGUUCUGAUGAAGAGUCUGAAUCAGUGAAAACAAAAAUCUCUGGAACAGCUACUGGUGACUGUCAAAAUUGCCUAGUGCAUGGUUGUGAGUUGCAUUGUAGUGAAGGUGAUAAGAUUAAUGAUAAACUUGAAAGAGAAAUUGGAUUGGAUGGAAGCAGCUCUGACGAAGAGAUUGAAUCAUUCAAAGCUAAAACCUCUCCAUUGGUAACCAAUGACCCUACAAAUAUCCUACAAUACCGUGGCGUUGAGAAUGAUAAAGGGGAUAAUAAUAUCAGGAGACAGAAGUUACUAGUUAGGGAUGGUUUUGAUGAAGAGAUUGAAUCUAAAAGCUCUCUAGUAGCUACUAGUAACUCUUUAAAUAUCCCAACACAGAGUUCUAAAGCCCGUGCUGAGUUGACCACUGAAGUGCAUUGCAAUCAGAAUGAUGAAAAUACUCUGAAGACUGGGAGACAAAAGGGAAAAGAGCAGGGCAGUCCUGAUGAAGAGGCAGAAUCUGCUAAGCAUGAAACCUCUCUAGCAGUUACUACUGUGCCUUCAAAUAUCAAUCACAGUGUUUAUGCCCCUGCACAGCCAAUAUCUGAACCAAUCUGGAAAGGAAGUUUAUGCCUCAGCAAUGAGAAAUAUAGUAUAGUGGCUCAUCUGUCGGCCAUGGCAUCUUCUAGAGUGUUCGAGGAGGCAAAAAGGUUACCAGAGUUGCUCUGCUUGGAAUUACUUCCAAGGUUUGAUGUCUGGCCAAAACAUUUUCAUAAAAGUGGGCCAAGUGAUGACAAUAUUGCUCUUUAUUUGUUUCCAAUGAGUGAUCGGUGA